This is a messenger RNA of Cherax quadricarinatus, 341 nucleotides long. The record is from RefSeq and is a predicted model, not a curated record. NCBI's taxonomy places the organism in Eukaryota, Metazoa, Arthropoda, Malacostraca, Decapoda, Parastacidae.
AUGCUUAUUGAAUUGUCCCUUAGUGUACUCGCUGCAGUCUUUGACUUCAUUGGGAUAUUUUGUGCCAACAUGCUAAGCCCUCACUCCUUUCAAGUCGGUUACCAGCAAAGACUAAGGUGCAAAGCAGUUGAUGAAGGAAGGAGUGCAGAGGAACGUGAUCCUACCAAAGACCGCUCCAGAGUCAUCCCAGUAGAGACAAGCAUGAAAACACGUGCAAAGAUGAUCGCCACUGGUAAUCCAUGCCCAAUUUGUCGAGAUGAAUACCUUGUCUUGGGCUACCGCAAUGUUGAUUUGUUAAAACAGUUUAUCUCUGAACACAACGGAGCAAUCUUAUCUUAUUC